This is a messenger RNA of Xylaria bambusicola, 2467 nucleotides long. Its product is annotated as cytochrome P450. The record is from RefSeq and is a predicted model, not a curated record. NCBI's taxonomy places the organism in Eukaryota, Fungi, Ascomycota, Sordariomycetes, Xylariales, Xylariaceae. Gene Ontology annotation, molecular function: monooxygenase activity; oxidoreductase activity, acting on paired donors, with incorporation or reduction of molecular oxygen; iron ion binding. The transcript is spliced from 4 exons. The coding region runs from base 358 to 2019 and encodes 553 amino acids.
CAUUUACCGAUUAGCUAAGUAUAUACAGUCUGUAACGUAUACUUCAUCAAUUGAGAAAUCAGCUGCCCCGAGUUUAUUCGCUUUCAUUGAGAAGCCCUCAGUUUAUUGGUGUUGAUGACCUUGAGACAGACGGCCACUCUCGCCUCCCUUUUCAGUCUCGCUCUCGGUCAAGCAUUGAGCAUCACAUUAGGCUUUUAAUUCUACAGAAACUCAUUGGCUUCUGAACUCGGCCAUAUUGAGAGUUUCAUGCUCCGAGUGUCUCUUCGACGCUUAGCUAAGCCGACACAACCGAAACUCUCCGAAAUAACUGGCCAGAAAGACAUAAUAGCCGGUAGACUAUAACAUACACUGAGAAGAAUGGAGAUCGAGAGGUCAAUGGCUCUAAGCUUCAUUGCUCACUACUGGGCGUUGGGACUGGCUGUAGUUACCGCGGCAUGGCUGAUACGAAACCGAUAUCAUAAUGGGCUGAACAAGUACCCCGGGCCGUUCAUGGCCUCGUUGACGGAUAUCUGGCGAUUAUGCGAGGUAUGGGGCCGCCAGUUCGAGGUGACAAAUCGCAAACUCCACGCCCAGUACGGCGACGUGGUGCGCUUAGGUCCGAAUACUCUGUCGUUUGCGGACCCGAAGGCGUUAAAGACUAUUUAUGGACUUAACAAGGGAUUCAUCAAGUCGGAUUUCUAUAUUGUCCAGCAAGGGGUUUCGAAAGGAGGUGGUCUUGCGACGCUCUUCAGCACGACGGAUAACACCUUUCACGCCCAGCUCCGCCGCUGUGUGAACUCGGCCUUCUCCAUGUCGGCCUUGGUGCAAUACGAGCCUUUCGUGACCAACACUAUAAAGCUAUUUUUCGAGCAAACCGAGCGCCUCUAUGUCAACAAUGUCGACGGAUGCGACUUCGUGAGAUGGCUACAGUUCUACGCAUUCGAUGUCAUCGGCGAGGUCACGUAUAGCAAGCGUCACGGCUUCUUGGAGAGGAACGAGGAUGUCGAUGGUAUCGUCAACUACCUGGGGAACCUGUUCCUCUACGUCGCCCCAGUCGGCCAGAUCCCCUGGCUAGACCGGUUGUUUCUCAAGAACCCCAUCUACCUCAAACUCUCGGAAUGGGGCUUUGUGGACGCCACGAACCCCAUCGUGCUGUUUGCACGAGCCCGUAUGGCUGAGCGUCUAGGUAUGGUCGAGAAUGAUGCUGGCAAGCCCUUGCUUCCCAUUACAGACACAGCGAAAUUGCAGGCUGGCGGAGCAGCAUCGCCGGACCUCUUGUCCAAGUUCCUCGCUGCGCGCGACUCGCGACCCGAGUUCAUGAAUGACAAGCUGGUGCUUGCUAUGGCUGUGUCGAUGGCGUUCGCGGGGUCCGAGACCACGGCCAUCUCGCUCUCCGCCGUCUUCUACAACCUCCUUCGUAAUCCGGAUAUUCUGGCACGACUGCGCACGGAGAUUGACGACGCAGCGCGGGCGGGCGCUUUCGCGGACUAUGAGUUGGGUAUUGUGACGUGGGCAGAGAGCCAGCGUCUCCCGUACCUUGAUGCCUGUAUUAAGGAGGCCUUCCGCAUGUACCCGGCCGCGGGACUGCCGCUCGAGCGCAUCGUACCGGAGCCCGGUGUCGAGAUCGCCGGCCAUUACGUAAACGGAGGCACUAUCGUCGGCUGCUCUGCGUGGCUCAUACAUCGCCGCCCUGAGAUCUUCGGCGACGACGUUGACGUUUACAGGCCUGGGAGAUGGCUCGUCGACGAGUCACUACCCGAGGCACAGAGGGAAGAGAGGGAACGGCGGAUACGCGAAAUGAACGGGCAUAUGUUCCAGUUUGGCAUGGGUGCCCGGACGUGUAUCGGCAAGAACAUUAGCUUGUUGGAGAUGUACAAGGUUGUGCCGAGCUUGUUAAGGAGGUUUGAGAUCCGCUUCAAGGACCCGAGCCAAGAGUGGAAGACGGUCAACGCGUGGUUUAUCAAGCAGCAAAACUUCAGAACGCUCUUCGAGAAGCGAGAACUGGUUCUGCCUGACGGCCGGGCAGAGAUAAAAGCGUGAAGUUCGUGACGGGGGUGGUGGUGGUUGCACGGCGUGCUGACGUGAAUUCAUCAGCCAUGAUAACCUCGCCAUUGCGCUUUUUGUAUAUAGCAUAAAUAUUCCUAGGAAGUGGUUGGACAGACACAAAUAUUCCUACAAAAUGGCCAUGCACACUCCACACUGUGACGACGCCACUAUUCAUAGUUGCUCUAUUUACAAAUAGACUUGAAUAGUCUGGAUUUAAUCAUCAUGUUAGGGACAUCGAUUCCGCGAGAAUAUUUCAAGAUUUUGUGAAAGUGGAUCGUCACUCCUGGUACACAUAUACACAGAUUGAUCCACGAAUAUACAUACGUCAUGUCCGGCCGACCGUUGCUAUAUCAAUACCACCACAGCACAGGCAUAGUGAUCCCAUCGUGUCAAAUCGUGACCAACUGCUUCCAGGAUGUAUGAUGCUUGAUAACACUUAGAC